UGUUUCUUUCGCGAAUCUACCAAUUCAAUCAUUACUUUCUUCUCCUUUCUCUACCUGCGAGCGCAGAGCUAUGCAGCCAUUGGGUCUAGUAUGUCAAGCAAAGCAGCCUUAAAGUCUGUGCGAACUGCACUGGACUCGAAAGAUUUCGAGCUUGCAGCCGAGAAAGCCAAGGCUCUUGUGCAACAGGAACCCAAAAACUACCACGCAAAUGUCUUCUUAGGCCUUGCGUUGGAUAAACUCGACAAGACUCAAGAGGCUGAGAAUGCUUACCUCGCAGCAACCCGUGCGAAAGGGAACGAUAAAACUGCAUGGCAAGGGUUAAUCAGUCUAUAUGAGAAGCAAGGAAGCAAUAGUCUAGACACCUAUCGUGAGGCGGCCAUAAAACUGUGCCAGAUACUGGCUGAAGCAAAUGAUCCUCGUCGCUGCCAGGAGGUCGUUGAGAGAUACAUUAGAUUCACGAAGAAGCAUGGCACUCGUACGCAAUACCGAAAGGCCAUCGAACUUCAUCUCCCGUCGAGUCCCCUCUACGAUAUCCUCGAGGGUCUCAUCCCACAUCCUUCUCAAACCUAUCUUCGCCUCAUUGAAAUGACUGAAGCGGAAGAAAAAGAAUUUAUAAACAGAGAAAUAGGGGAAAGACGUACGCGUCUGGGUGCGCGAAUUGAUCAAGUCACCCUGGAAGUAAAGAGGGAGGCCUUCAAGCGGAGUGAACUUGAACAGCUAUAUCGCGGAAUAGUGGACUGGACCCACGAUGAUGAGGUUCGGCGUACUUAUGAAGAAAAAUUACUAGAGCGGGGCUGCGAUGUACUCGCCGUUCUUCCGAUAAACGAAAAGAGUGCGAAACGAGAGGAGGUGUGGGUCGCUGCUCGCGAUAUGGUCAUUAUCAAACACCCCUUUGAGCUUGCCUGGAGGAUUUUUCUUGAAUGGCAGGAUGUCCAAAGCUUUUCUGAGUGGGAUCUGAACUUUCUUCUAGAUUUCAUUGAGUUUUUCCCUGAGUCAGGGCUAUCGAGACUGCUAAAAGGUUUCUUAGCCAGCAACAUUUCACCGUUCCCAAAAGAGACCAAAGACCCCAAGACAAAAGAGCAGGCAAAUGAACAAGCAAGAGAACAGGAGGCUGAGAAUGCCAAUGGCGAUGCCAGUGAGCUGGCCGCUCAAGACAGUGUUCUACUUAUGGUGGAAGGACUUGAGAUGUCCGCAUCCUCAAUCGUUGCACAUCGCAUCUUGGGUGAACUCUACUUAUCACUGGAGGAGUAUGAAAGCGUUGUGGAAGUAUCUCGCAAGGGGCUUGGAAAUAUUCAAGACCUGGCCAAGAUGUCCGGCAUGAGACUUAGGAAAACAGCUGACUGUAUGAAUAUCGCACUUGCAAACGCCCUGAUCUAUUAUCAAUCACCCCGGAAUCACUCUGAGGCCAAGACCAUAUUUGAAGAGAUCCUACAGAGAGAUCCCAAAUCGACAAGUUGCUUGCUAGGGAUUGGGCUUAUCCUCAAAGUGGAUGAAGAUUAUAUUGAAGCUGUCAACUUCUUGGAGCGUGCUUUGAAUCGGGACCCAUCGAAUAUCAAGGUCCGUGGCGAGCUUUUUUGGUGUAGGGCACUGACUGGUGAUCUCACUUCCGGACUUCAUGGGCUCCAAGAAGUGCUUGAAGAACUACAAAACACGCAUUCCGAAAAUAAAGAUUUCAAGGCCGAAAUUCUUUACCGUAUAGGUUAUUGUCAGUGGGAGAUGGACCCAUCACCUACCGCACGCAAAGACCGCAAUGGUGCCUACGCUAAUUUCCUCGCGUCGAUCCAGACCAGCAUAAACUACGCGCCUGCCUAUACCAGUCUAGGCCUUUUCUACGCUGAUUACAAGAAGGAUAAAGCCAGAGCACGGCGAUGCUUUCACAAAGCCUUUGAGCUUUCACCGUCAGAAAUCGAAGCGGCUGAGAGGCUGGCAAAAGCAUUCGCAGAUCAAAAAGAGUGGGAUCUAGUUGAGGCCGUGUCGCAGCGUGUUGUUGACUCCGGGAAAGCUAAACCUGCACCGGGCUCGAAACGAAAGGGCUAUAGCUGGCCAUAUGCUGCUUUGGGCACUGUCCAGAUCAACAAGCAACAAUAUUCCAAGAGUAUUGUCUCAUUCCAGGCAGCUUUAAGGCUCUCUCCAGGCGACUAUCAUUCAUGGGUUGGCCUGGGAGAGAGUUAUCACCAUUCAGGGAGAUACAUUGCAGCAACAAAAGCGUUUGAGCAUGCACAACAGCUAGAGGUCUCACUCACUAGUUCAGAUAAGGAACAAGUCUGGUUUGCACGGUACAUGUUGGCGAAUGUGAAGCGAGAACUCGGGGAAUAUGAAGACGCGAUUUCGCGAUACGAGAAUGUCCUGAGCAUUCGUCCGAAUGAAUUCGGCGUAUCUAUUGCACUCCUUCAUACACUUACGGAAAGUUCUUGGAAGAGUCUGAACCAAGGACUUUUCAAUGACUGCAUUGAGCUGGCCCGUAAGGCGGUCCUGGUAGCGACAUCUCUUGCCUUGGAAAGAGUCGAUAUCUUCAAUCUAUGGAAGGGCGUGGGAGAUGCCUGUUCAAUCUUCUCCCAUGUCAAGUCGAAGGCCGCAAGAGCCCCAAUGAACGAAGUGCAUACCUUAUUAACUACCCAACUCGAGUCUGCAAUUUUCGACACACUAACUGACGUUGAUGAGGUCGGGCAAGAUCAUCUGUUGCUGUUGAAGAAUGUAGAUGAUGAGACAUGUAGCCCAUCGGAUAAAUGCAUAUACGCCUCGAUUUUAGCAUAUAAGCGCGCCAUCCAUGUGUCAGCGCAGGAUAUUCAUGCCCAGGCAGUUGCUUGGUACAAUCUUGGAUGGUCAGAAUACAGAGCUUUCAGGUGCAUGCAAGUGACCGCAAACAAUCAAAGCAAGAAACAGUCGCGCAAAUUUUUGAAGGCGGCCAUACGAUGCUUCAAAAGAGCGAUUGAGCUGGAAGCUGGAAAUCCUGAAUUUUGGAACGCCUUGGGCGUGGUGACGACAAGCUUAAGUCCAAAGGUUGCACAGCAUGCUUUCGUGAGAAGCCUCCAUCUCAACGAUAGGACCGCACAGGUGUGGACCAAUUUGGGAGCGCUUUACCUGAUGCAUAAUGAUAUUCAGCUGGCAAACGAAGCAUUUACACGUGCACAAUCAACCGAUCCAGACAACUCCCAAGCCUGGAUUGGCCAAGGCUUCCUGGCCCUUCUAUUCGGUGAUCCACGAGAAGCCAGGGGCCUCUUUGAGCAUGCUUUUGAUAUCUCUAAUUCGUCGUCUCAAUUGCCUAAGAAGCAGUACACUCUGAGCUUAUUCGACCAUCUCAUGUCAGACCCUUCGGUUUCGAAUGAGGUAUCGCAGCUGAUCCAACCCUUCUUUGCACUCCACCAGCUUACCUCACAAAACCCAUCGGAUUUGCCUUUCCUACAUUUAUCCUCUCUGUUGGCUGAAAGGAUUGGCGAACUCUCGGAUGCAGAAACCAGUCUACGGGCUCUCUGUUCCGCCGUAGAGGUAGAAUACGAGGAAUCCGAAUCGGCGUCGUCCCUCUCGAAAUUCGCCCAGGCGAACGCAGAUAUUGCUCGCGUUCUCCUUGCGCGUCAGGAAUUUGGGGAAGCCGCAGAAAAGGCAGAAACAGCGCUCAUGCUGUCCGGGGAAGAGGACGCCGAGAAAUUCGAUCCUGAUAUGAACAGCAGGCUGCGUUUAUCGGCUCACUUGACGGCCGGUCUAGCACAUUAUUACAUGCGGAACAUGGACAAUGCCAUUGAUAUGUUCCGUGACGCGCUCCAGGAAGCGGAUAAUGCGCCUGAAGUGGUAUGCCUUCUCGCACAAGUGCUAUGGGCUAAAGGCGGCGAGGAGGAACGGGGUGUAGCUCGCCAGCAGUUAUUUGACUGCGUGGAAAAUAACCCCGAACAUGUUGGCGCCGUCACGCUUCUGGGUGCUAUUGCAGUCCUCGAUGCUGACAAAGACAUGAUCGAGGCUGUCGAGUCUGACUUGCAGAACAUGAUUACGAGGGACGACAUUGACAUCCACGAGCAGGCUAAGCUGGCCAAGCUUUUGACCGCUAUGUCUGCCUUAGGGCUCACUGAUAGUUCUGGAGUUCCCGAGGAGACUAGGCGUGUGGGAGAGGCUGCGGCAGCAGUGAUGAGAUCACCUCAUCAGCCCCAGGGCUGGAUGGAGUUGUCGGCAGCCUCCGGUGAACCCUAUCCUGCGGAGAUGGGUGUCAAGAGAGCUUUGCGUAGCGUCCCACCCCGAGGCAAUCUGGACGCUGUUGAUCUGUCUACUGCAUAUGCACAAACCGGAAAGGCGAGUGACGCACUCAGGGCGAUUAUGAUUGCGCCAUGGAAACAGCAUGGGUGGGAAGAGCUAAAUCACGCGGUGUCUGCAACGAACUAGUGUGGAAACUUUCUUCUAGGAAGACAUUGCGCUUGUAGAUAGUCGUGACAUGUCAUCCUGCAGCUGGCCUACUAUAGGUAGU
Messenger RNA from Aspergillus alliaceus, 4450 nucleotides. RefSeq names its product SKI complex subunit tetratricopeptide repeat protein SKI3. NCBI's taxonomy places the organism in Eukaryota, Fungi, Ascomycota, Eurotiomycetes, Eurotiales, Aspergillaceae. Gene Ontology annotation, molecular function: protein binding. Gene Ontology annotation, cellular component: Ski complex. The record is from RefSeq and is a predicted model, not a curated record. Bases 91 to 4368 code for a protein of 1425 amino acids. The transcript is spliced from 3 exons.